Penaeus indicus is the source of this 2351-nucleotide messenger RNA. RefSeq names its product transient receptor potential channel pyrexia-like. Gene Ontology annotation, cellular component: membrane. The record is from RefSeq and is a predicted model, not a curated record. The transcript is spliced from 5 exons. Gene Ontology annotation, molecular function: protein binding; monoatomic ion channel activity. Bases 171 to 2339 code for a protein of 722 amino acids. NCBI's taxonomy places the organism in Eukaryota, Metazoa, Arthropoda, Malacostraca, Decapoda, Penaeidae. Gene Ontology annotation, biological process: transmembrane transport; monoatomic ion transport.
UAGUGACGUGUAGACGAACAAUAGCAUCCAAUGUUUACCAACUUUGAUAGCGGCUUAUCUUAUCUUAUUAGUUCGGGUUUAAAACUGUGGUCACUGAUAAGGCCUUCAGAUUACAGUGACAUUUCGGCGGAGUGAAGCGCAGCUGCUGUGGCGGCCGGUCUAGCGUAAGGAUGGCUGCAGCGGCGGCGGCGGCGGGGGGAGUGAGUGAGCACGACAGGAGGGAGCUGGUGAAGGCCUUGAGGGAUGGCGAAGCCGACGAAGCGAGCGCCAUCCUCGAGCGCCGCCCGAACCUAGCGACAACACUCACGCCGCAGCCCCUGGUGCACCUGGCCGUGACUGCGCCCGCCAACGCCCCGAGGCUGCUCGGCCUGUUGUUGGACGCGGGGGCUCCGGCGGAGGCGACCAAUGCGCGAGGACUAACAGCCCUGCAUGUGGCGGCUCUGCGCGGCAUCAGCCCUUGUGUGCGCAGGUUGCUGUCCGCAGGAGCUGACGUUAAUUACCAGGACAGUGAUGGGCGGAUCCCCUUGUUCUACGCCGCCCGCAGCCGCCGGGACACCGCGAGAAGGUGCCUGCAGAUGCUCCUGGAGGCCGGCUCUUCGCUGGAUGUUCCUGACACUUACGGCGCGACGCCCCUCCACGCUGCUGUUGAGUCUGGCAAUGUGGCAGCCGUGGAGGCGCUGCUGAGGGCGGGAGCUAAUCACGCCUGCAAGGACGCAGAGGGCUGCACGCCCCUCCAUUCAGCAAGCUCCUCCCUUAUGGCUGAGACUCUCCUUGCGGCCGGUGCGGACGUUACUUUUCCAGAUAACUGCAAUAAGUCCUCUUUAGAUAAAGCCAUAAGAUACAAAUCCUCCAUCGCGCACACAAUGCUGGGCGCGGGGUUGGCUGUCCAGGGCGACCUGCAGGACAGUGACCUGCGCGUGUACUUCCACCUGAACCUCGCGGGCGGCGGCGCGCGCGGGGAGGCAAGUUUGCUCAACACGAUGGUCACCCACGGCCAGACCCAACUUCUAAAACACCCGCUUUGCGAAGCUUUCCUGCACCUCAAGUGGCUUAUUGUGUCUCCUCUUUUUUAUAUGAAACUAGCAAUUUACGUGUGUUUGGUAACCUCCCUUACAGGAGACGUGUGUCUCAGGUCGAUCCUUCCAACCCCAGGAAAUACCAGCCUACCUCAAGGCGCGAAGAGUGCCGGCAUGGACACGGAUGUGGUGCUGCUCCUAGCAACCAUCUGCCAGUCGAUUGCAGCCACCCUGCUGGUGCUGGUGGCGCUGAGGGGCGUCCUGUUGAUGAUCAUUCUGAAGACCCUGCACUGGCGGAGGCUGGAGAAGUGGGUCGAGCUGAUCUUCUGCGCCUGCUCAGUGCUGCUCCUGGUGAUGGAGGGUCCGCUUCGGCCCUGGGAGCGCCACGUGGCCGUGUUUUCCCUUAUGCUGGGCUGGUUCCAAAUCACGGUGCUCAUCGGCCACAUCCCUGCGGUGGGCAUCUACGUGCAGAUGUUUCAGGCAGUGUCGCUCCGGAUGCUGGUGUUCGCGGGGAUCUUUUCGUCUCUGUUCGUCGGCUUCGCGGUCUCCUUCCACCUGCUGUUCGAGGCGCGGGUGUUCGAGCACGUGACAACGGCGCACCUCAAGACCCUGGCCAUGAUGGUGGGCGAGCUGGACUUCGCCGACAUCCUGGGCCCCGAGGCGCCCGACGCGCUGCCCGGCACCGCCCAGGUGAUGUACGUGGUGUUCGUGAUGGCGAUGACGGUGGUGGCGACCAACCUGAUGGUGGGGCUGGCGGUGCAGGACAUCCAGGAACUCCAGAAGGAGGCCGGCGUCCGUCGCCUGGCGCUGACGGUGGAGCAGGAGGAGGCGGUGGACCGAGUGCUGCGGUCGGCGCUGCUGAGCUCCCUCUUGCCCGCCGCCGUCGCCUCGUGGCUGCGCAGGAGGUUCUCUCUGCUCUUCCACCUGCCGCCGCGGCAGCUGCUCUUUCACACGCCAGGAUAUCACGUGAAAAAUCUGCUGGGUUCUGAGUGGAGCGGACCGGCAAACAAGUACAACAUCUUCAUUUGUCCGAACGACCGCUUUAACCCCGGCCAGGUAUACUGCAGCAUGAAGACCAACAUGCUGGUGCCGACGGGGUACUUUCUGCCAUCAUGGGUCCUCAAGAACACGAGAAACCUGCUCGAAACUUGUGGCUUCGCAGAGCAUAACAAAGAAAAUGACAUCACUGAAGACGAUCAAGACGAAUAUAACGUUAAGAAAGAACCUAUAAGUCUGGAAGCACUUCAAGAGCAGAUGAGUGAUCUGCAGGGGUCCGUUCGCCACAUAACUCAAAUGUUACAAAAAAUUUCUGAUGGAAUAUAGCAAUACAAUGUA